AGCUUGCUCUCUCUCUCUAUCACUCUGCUCAGCUCAAGUAGCCAGCUCGAACAAGAAGAAGAGGAGAAAAAAAUCGCGCAGCUUCUCUCCCUCUCUCUUACUUAUAGCAGCAGCAGAUCCGCCUCCCGAAACCCAGCUCUUUGUGAUCCUCAAGAGCCGCCUCCAACCCCCAAUCCACGCGCGACCCAAGAAUCCGAGAAAUUUUUCUGUCCAGAAUAAGAGGGUUUGGUUUGAUUUUGGGAGCUCCAGUUGUUUUCUUCUCCUCCUUCUUCUUCUUCUUCUUUCUUGCAAUUUGAGGAGGUUUGCUCUGGUUUGGUUUGGUUCUUUGUUGUUGCUGCCGCUGCCGCGGCGAAUGGUGGCGACGCGAGGAAGGGAAUGGGUUCGUUCUCCUGCGCCGCGGGCGAUCUGUCGUGUCGAGAUAGUGGCGCGCCCUGACCUGAGAGAUGUUUGUUCUUGUUGAUUUUUGUGUGUUUGUUUGACUGAAAGGUGCUCGUCCUUUUCGGAAAGUGAGGGGGUUUGUUCUUAUUUCUGGUUCUUGAUUAUUAUUAGGAUUAGUUUGUUCCUUUGUGUGAUUCGAUUCCUUGCCGCGCCAAAUCUUGGUUUGAGAUUUUUCUCUUUUCCUUUUCUCUCUCUUGGAUUGGAUCCUUUGCCUCCCUCGCCGCCCAUUCCUCCGUGCGAUUUGAGUACUUCUUGGAGUGAGUUCUUGGUGAGUGAGAUCGAGUACUUUGAGGAGGAUCUAGAGGAGAUGGUUUCGAGAUCCUACUCCAACUUGCUGGAGCUCGCCGCCGGCGGAGGAGGAGGAGGCGGCGGCGAAGGGCCGCUGCCGUCGCUGGGGCGGCGACGGAUUCCGCGGGUGGUGACGGCGUCGGGCAUUGUCCCGGACCUGGACUACUCCGACGACGACGCGGCGUCGGCGGCGUCGUCGUCCGACCACUCCUCCGCCCACUCCCACGCGCCGCGCGAGCGCGCCAUCAUCGUCGCCAACCAGCUGCCCAUCCGCGCGUCUCGCCGCGGCGGCGGCGGCGGCGGGUGGGAGUUCUCCUGGGACGAGGACAGCCUCCUCCUGCAGCUCAGGGACAGCCUCCGCGCCCACGCCGACCGCGCCGACGACAUGGAGUUCGUCUACGUCGGCGGCCUCCGCGACGACGUGCCCGCGGCGGAGCACGACGAGGUGGCGCACCACCUCCUCGAGGGCUUCCGCUGCGUGCCCACCUUCCUCCCCGCCGACCUCCGGUCGCGGUUCUACCACGGAUUCUGCAAGCAGCAGCUGUGGCCACUGUUCCAUUACAUGCUCCCGCUGUCGCCGGAGCUCGGCGGCCGCUUCGACCGCGCGCUGUGGCAGGCGUACGUGUCCGUCAACAAGAUCUUCGCCGACAAGAUACUGGAGGUGAUCAGCCCCGACGAGGACUACGUCUGGGUGCACGACUACCAUCUCAUGAUCUUGCCGACGUUCCUGCGGAAGCGGUUCAACCGCGUCAAGCUCGGCUUCUUCCUCCACAGCCCGUUCCCGUCGUCGGAGAUCUACAAGACCCUGCCCGUCCGCGAGGAGCUGCUCCGGUCGCUCCUGAACGCCGAUUUGAUCGGGUUCCACACCUUCGAUUAUGCCAGGCAUUUCCUGUCCUGCUGUGGAAGGAUGCUCGGGUUGAAGUAUGAGUCGCAGAGGGGCUACAUUGCGCUGGAGUAUUAUGGUCGGACGGUUACCAUCAAGAUAUUGCCGGUGGGAGUUCAUUUGGAGCAGCUGCGGUCGGUGCUCAAUCUUCCGGAGACGGGGGUCAAGGUGGCCGAGCUUCUCAAGCAAUUCUGCGAUCAGAACCGGCUGAUGUUGCUUGGCGUAGAUGAUAUGGACAUCUUUAAAGGAAUUAGCUUGAAGCUUUUGGCAUUUGAGCAGCUCCUGAUGCAACAUCCCGAAUGGCGAGGAAGGGUGGUUCUAGUACAGAUUGCCAAUCCAGCGAGGGGACGGGGGAAAGAUGUGAAAGAGGUGCAGGAUGAGAGCUAUGCAAUGGUGAGGCGUAUCAAUGAGGCAUUUGGGCAGCCAGGUUACCAGCCGGUUAUAUUGAUCGAUCGGCCACUUCAGUUCUAUGAGAGAAUGGCUUACUAUGUUGUCGCUGAGUGCUGCCUGGUGACCGCAGUGAGAGAUGGCAUGAAUCUUAUCCCGUAUGAGUAUGUAAUUGCUAGGCAGGGCAAUGAAAAACUAGACGGGAUCUUAGGUCUUGGCCCAUCGGCACGGAAGAAGAGCAUGCUUGUUGUGUCAGAGUUCAUCGGCUGUUCACCUUCCCUAAGUGGUGCGAUUCGGGUAAACCCUUGGAACAUCGAUGCUGUGGCUGAUGCAAUGGACUCUGCUUUAGAGAUGCCUGAAGGGGAGAAGGUGCUGAGACAUGAGAAGCACCACAAAUAUGUGAGCACACAUGAUGUUGGAUACUGGGCAAACAGCUUCUUGCAAGAUCUGGAGAGGACUUGUCUGGACCAUAGCAGGAGGCGUUGUUGGGGGAUAGGAUUCGGGCUAAGGUUUAGGGUUGUAGCCCUUGAUCCAAACUUCAAGAAGCUUGCAGUUGAGCACCUUGUCUCAGCCUACCGGAGGACGACCACGCGAAUCAUUCUUUUGGACUAUGACGGGACGCUGAUGCCUCAAACAUCAUUUGGUAAGAGCCCAAGCUCUAAAACGAUAGAUAUGCUGAACAGCCUGUCCCGUGAUCAGAACAACAUGGUCUUCCUUGUGAGCACAAAGAAGCGGUCGACUCUAGAAGAAUGGUUCUCAUCAUGCGACAACCUAGGCUUAGCUGCUGAGCAUGGAUACUUUCUCAGGCUGAAGAGAGAUGCAGAAUGGGAGACGUGUGUCCCAGUGACAGACAGAAGCUGGAAGCAAAUCGCAGAGCCUGUGAUGAAAACAUACACCGAGACAACAGAUGGGUCAACAAUUGAGGACAAGGAGACCGCGAUAGUGUGGAGCUACGAGGAUGCUGAUCCUGAUUUUGGAUCUUGCCAAGCCAAGGAGCUCCAUGACCAUCUGGAGAGUGUCCUUGCAAAUGAGCCAGUUACAGUAAAAGCUGGCCUGAACCAUGUCGAGGUGAAGCCACAGGGUGUAAGCAAGGGCCUUGUGGCAAAACGGCUUUUGUCGAUAAUACGGGAGAACAGCCUCCUUCCGGACUUUGUCCUCUGCAUCGGUGAUGACCGCUCCGAUGAAGACAUGUUCGAGGUGAUCACCACUGCAGCACAGGACAACUGCCUAAGCCCAGACGCCGAGGUCUUCGCCUGCACCGUUGGUCGCAAGCCCAGCAAGGCCAAGUACUACCUGGAUGACCUGGCCGACAUUGUGAGGCUGAUCCAGGGCCUCGCCAAUGUCUCUGACGAGAUGCACAGCACAAUGCCCACACCUGUCGACGCCGCAGACACCGCCCUGAGGUGAAAACACACCUGCCCCAGCUCCACCCCCAAUAAGGCAUGCCAUCUUGGAAGAAGGGAUCAUCGAUCGCUGCUCCCCCCAGGUGUACAUACUCGAAGGGAUGCAACAAAAAUGCAAUCAAAACACAUCAUCCACCAUCUUCAUCCCUGCGUGUUUUCGCAUCAAAAUACCAAACCUUUCACCGGUGUGUACAGAAACUCGGCCGAGAAAUUAACCCCCCCCCCCCCCAUGUUCUUCUAUCAAAAACUCAGAUCCAUCUCACCAUCACAGUCAGAUCAGGCUCCAAAGUUUGGCCGGGAUGAAUCCGCAACCACUGGAGCCGGAGCCACUCCUUUUGCUGGCAUGGUGCAGGUGUCAAAUGGUUGGUGCGUACUACCCUUUGGUGGAGGCGCUAAUUAUUUCAUCUUCUUUCUUUCUUUUCUUUCGGGCUCGUGCUGUACUGUGCCCAUGUACUGCUGCUGCACAUUGCUGUGGGGCUUUGGAUUGGAUUAGGUCUCUUCCGUUCCAGCUUGUGUGGUAGCAGCAGUAGUUCUUGCUGCCAAUGAUGGAUGGCAAUAGUGGAGGCUUGUGUUUUUCUUGGUGUUAUGCCGUUUGGGGGUUAAAAAACAAAGAGGCUAUGAUCAUGCUGGUGAUGAGAUAAGGCUAUAAUGCUGUCUAUGUUGAAUUGUAGUAACCGGCUGUAAAGAGAUUAAUGUGUUCCUGGCUGAAUUGAGCAAAAAAAACAUUUCUUCGUCUGCUCCGGCUGGGCUAAUCAUC
Molecule: messenger RNA, 4156 nt
Organism: Oryza sativa Japonica Group (Japanese rice)
Lineage: Eukaryota; Viridiplantae; Streptophyta; Magnoliopsida; Poales; Poaceae
Product: alpha,alpha-trehalose-phosphate synthase [UDP-forming] 6
Biological process (GO): trehalose biosynthetic process
Cellular component (GO): cytosol
Molecular function (GO): trehalose-phosphatase activity
Source: RefSeq, a predicted model, not a curated record